This is a messenger RNA of Planococcus citri (citrus mealybug), 1914 nucleotides long. RefSeq names its product baculoviral IAP repeat-containing protein 7-B-like. Gene Ontology annotation, molecular function: ubiquitin protein ligase activity; cysteine-type endopeptidase inhibitor activity involved in apoptotic process. Lineage: Eukaryota; Metazoa; Arthropoda; Insecta; Hemiptera; Pseudococcidae. Gene Ontology annotation, biological process: negative regulation of apoptotic process; positive regulation of protein ubiquitination; regulation of cell cycle. The record is from RefSeq and is a predicted model, not a curated record. The coding region runs from base 142 to 1851 and encodes 569 amino acids. The transcript is spliced from 10 exons. Gene Ontology annotation, cellular component: nucleus; cytoplasm.
CGUACAACAAAGCGAAUUAGCGAUAGUUAGUGAUGCUAGUGUAAGUAAGUAUGUAGAUUGUUUUCAACGUUUUCGACAGUUAAUUUCUUAAAUUCUAAGCAACAUUUAGGUGUUUUUUGUAAUUCAAUAAGUACCUACCUAAUGGAAGCGGGUCCGGUCAAAAAAAGUAAAACACAAUCAAAAAGCCUGCAACAAGCUUACUAUCCUGCACCUAGUUUUGUUAAUUAUAUCACCAAAGAAGAACGUCUCAAGUCCUUUGAAAAAUGGCCAAUACCAGAAAUUAAAACACCUCAAGAACUAGCUCAAGAUGGAUUCUUUUAUUCAGGACACGAAGAUUUAGUACAAUGCUUUUCAUGUGGCGGUGGCCUUUCGAAUUGGGAAAUAGGCGUAGAUGUUGCUUUCGAACAUGUUAAAUAUUAUCCUAAAUGCGGUUACGUGAUUGAAAAAGAAGGCGAAGACUUUGCCGAGGAGGUGAAAAAAAUAGUGAAAGAUCAAUACAUGAUGGAAGAAUCACGCUUAUCAUCGUUUGACGAUUUUUGGCCCCAAUCAGCGACUAAAACACCUGAACAACUGGCAAGAGCCGGAUUUUUCAACACAGGGGAUAUCGACGAUGAAGUUCAAUGCUUCGAAUGCGGUAUCACGAUAAAGGACUGGAAAGUUGACGAUGAUGUCUGGUUUAAACAUACUCGACAGAACCCAAAAUGUGAAUUUGUUUUUAAUGUAAAAGGUCCAGAAUUUAUAAACACAGACAAAGGAUAUCGAGUUGAGUCGUCGACGGAGCAAAUAAAUCGUGUGCAGGAAUUGAUGAAACAACAAAGUCGAGAUCUAAGCGACCCAUGCCAUGACAACUUCAAAACUGUCGAACAACGACUGGAAUCUUUCAAAAAUUGGCCAAUUUCACAAAUAAAAAAACCAGAGGAGUUGGCUGAAGUUGGAUUUUUUUAUUCAGGAACAAGAGCACGAGUGGUUUGUUUUCAUUGUAAUGGAGCACUCGGCAAUUGGACAGCGACUGACGUAGCGAGCGAAGUACAUGCAAAGUGGUAUCCUCUAUGCGCAUUUAUUCGUCAAGUCAAAGGCGAAUUGUUUGUCGAAGCAGCAAAAAAAAAAUUCAGCGGUAUUUAUAGCACAAAAGAAGCUCGUAAGAAGUCGUACGAAACUUGGCCAUAUUUAGCAAACAAGGAGCCAGAAGAAUUGUGCGAAGCUGGAUUUUUCUAUACCAAUAGUGAGGAUGCAGUGCAGUGUUUCGAUUGUGGCUAUUGGCACGUUAACUGGCAAGCCUGCGACGAUCCUUGGUUUCUACACGCGAAACUAAACCCAUCUUGCAAAUUCUUACGCCAAAUGAGAGGUGAAACAUUUCUGAAUCAAGUAGAACAAGUUUUAGCCUCCAGAAAGACGAUCAGCAAAACAAAUCGCAGUGUACACGAAUCCAUAAUAUUUAGAACUAAUGAAGAUAUUAUUCAAGGACUGAUGAAAUUUUCCGUAGUCCAAACAGUUUUGAAAGUCGGUUUCAAUGAAUCCAAAGUAAGACUGGCUAUACGAUAUUACUUGAAAUGCCCUGAAUGGUUUAGAACAAUUGAAAAUUUAUUUGAAUUGAUAAUGGUUUCUCAAAAAAAAGACCCCGAAGUAUUCGCCUGCCUUCUUAACUUGAAAAAAGAAAACGAUCGAUGUGAAAAGGCAAAAAUAUGUAAAUUUUGCUCCGAACAAGGUCCAAUAUCGAUACUUGUGCCUUGUGCACAUCUACUCAGUUGCUGCCAUUGUGUUGCUAAAAAUUUGAAACGUUGCUUCGCUUGUAACGAAAAAAUCGAGCACAAGUUGGAAAUGUUUCCAAAACGUAAUAAAAUUUUGUUUUAGUUUAAGCCAAUUGUUUUUGACGAAUUGUAGAUAUUCGAAUCCUAUUACAUGAGACUGACUUUA